Molecule: messenger RNA, 1575 nt
Organism: Bipolaris oryzae ATCC 44560
Lineage: Eukaryota; Fungi; Ascomycota; Dothideomycetes; Pleosporales; Pleosporaceae
Exons: 4
Coding region: 1-1575 (524 amino acids)
Biological process (GO): protein deubiquitination; ribophagy
Cellular component (GO): cytosol; Ubp3-Bre5 deubiquitination complex; ribonucleoprotein complex
Molecular function (GO): mRNA binding
Source: RefSeq, a predicted model, not a curated record
AUGGCAUCCACCGAAUCAUCUGGCCCUGUCAAUGGCAACUAUGCGCCACAGGGAUACGAGAACAGCUAUUCCACCGGCGCCUCCAACUUCACACCCUCGCAGCAACCAACCGCCAGCCAGCCCGCACAACAAGCAACCGCCUCUGAAAUCCCAAAGGACGAGGUUGGGUGGUACUUUGUCGAGCAGUACUACACCACCUUGAGCAAGAGCCCCGACCGACUUUACCUUUUCUACAACAAGCGCUCGCAGUACGUUUCGGGCGUUGAGGAAGAGAAGGUCAAUGUGUGCUUGGGCCAGAAGGCGAUCAACGAGCGCAUCAAGGAGCUAGACUUCAAGGACACAAAGGUCCGCGUUACCAAUGUCGAUUCGCAGGGCUCUGAUGCCAACAUCGUGAUACAAGUAAUUGGUGAAAUCUCCAACCAAGGCCAGCCCCACAAGCGCUUCGUCCAAACCUUUGUCCUUGCCGAGCAGACCAAUGGCUACUUUGUUCUCAACGACAUCUUCCGUUAUCUCGCAGAGGAUCCUGAAGAGGAGGAAGAGCAGCAAGAGCAAGUUGCGCCCGCUAACGGUGUCACCGAACCAGCUCCUACCGCCGCCGUCCCCGAGAAUGCUGAACUCAAGAGUGACGAGGUUGCAACCAGCGAGGAGGCCUUGAACAAGGUGGAUGACAAACUACAGGAGGUUGCAAAGGAGGAGCCUGCUGUGGAGGAAGUUGCGCCCCCAGCUCCGGCCCAGCAGGUACCAGAGGAGGUUGAACAACCCGCUGUGGAAGAGGCACCAGCCGCUGCUGAGGAGAAGGCUACCGAGGAACCCCAAGCUCCCGCUGAGGAGACCACUGAGCCCCAGAAGCCUGCCACACCAGCCCCACCCGCACAGAAGGCCAAUACCGUCGCGAUGCCUUCUGGCCCACCAAAGCCUGCUGCUCCCCGCACUUGGGCUAGCCUCGCCGCCUCUGCACACAAGGUUGCUACUCCUGUUGUGAACACCCCCACCUCCCAGCAAGCCGCUUCGCAGCCCAAGGCUGCUGCUGCCGCUCCUGCCCCUGCUCAACCUACAGCCGCUACGCCCAGUCAGCCCGCCGCACCCGCCCGUGAGCAAUCCCCCGCCACAAGCCAGGGUGAAGCUGCCGGAUGGCAAACAGCUACUGGACACAAGAAGGAGCAAUCCCGCGCACAGAAUACCGGUCCCGCUGCCGAUCCCGACCAGAAGCGUGCUUACAUUAAGAACGUCUACAGCCAAGUCGAGGAGGGUGCUUUGAGGGCCGCUCUCACCAAGUUUGGCGAGAUUGAGUAUCUUGACAUUAGCCGUGGCAAGAACUGCGCCUUUGUUGACUUCAAGACACCCGCCGGAUUCCAGGCCGCUGUCGCUGCUAACCCUCACACGGUCAAUGGCAUCGAGAUGAAGGUCGAGGAACGCCGUCAGAACCCCGGGCAAUUCAACCGUGGAGGAUUUGCUCGUGGCGGUGCUUCUCGUGGCCGUGGCGGUAUGGGCGGCCAGGCGCCCCGUGGAAACUUCCAGCCUCGUGGCCGAGGUGGUUCUAUGCGCGGCCGCGGCGGUGCGGCUCAGGAGUCCUAA